Acinonyx jubatus (cheetah) is the source of this 8612-nucleotide messenger RNA. RefSeq names its product insulin like growth factor binding protein acid labile subunit (gene IGFALS). Gene Ontology annotation, cellular component: plasma membrane. Lineage: Eukaryota; Metazoa; Chordata; Mammalia; Carnivora; Felidae. The transcript has 4 exons. The record is from RefSeq and is a predicted model, not a curated record. The coding region runs from base 6446 to 8419 and encodes 657 amino acids. Gene Ontology annotation, molecular function: protein binding.
GCUCACGUGUGCACCCGGAGGUCUUCCCGGUUCCGACCCGACCUCCUCCGCUCGGCUCUGCCCUGCGACGCACGGCGCCCGAGGCCCUGCCUGCCCCACCCUCUCCUGCUGGACGGCCCACGGUUAGUGCUUUUCGUCCAGCUGAGGUUGUCUCCCGCCACUCUCCUCAGACGGCCUCCGGUCGCCAAGGACCUGUGCAGGUCCUGGCUCCGCAGCUGCCCGUGCGGCCACGGUGCCGUGCGGCCGGGGAGCAGUCACCCUUGUCCAAAGAGGAGGAUGCCUUAGGUGGAGCCUCAGCCCCCCUGCGCCCCCAGGGCCUUUGAGGACGUUCAUCGUGGUGUAGCCCCCUGAACUUUUCAUCAUUAACGUGUCAGUGAAACCAUAAAAGCAGAGGCUUCUCUUGGUCCAUCUCCCCAGGAUGCCGAUCCUGGGCCGGAGCAGCAGGGAGGCCUGGGACGUGGUCUGGUGUGGGGCCCACAGAUCCAGAUGGCGAGACACCUGUGCCCAUGUGCCGCCGGGGCUCUGUCUGCAUCAAAGCUCAGACAGGUGUCAUAAUUAUGUGUCACCUGGAACCCUGACUUUCUAAGAGUCCUCUGAUGAAGCAGCAAAUGGCUCCUGUCCACUGAGUGGGCGUGGCAGCCCCUGGGGACAAAGAACACUUCGUAUGUACAGCGUAAGCAAGAGUACAACUGAGAAAUCGCAAGGAAGAUAAGUAACGUAGCAGUAAGGAUUAGAGGUCUUAAUUCUCGGCAAGAGCCAGACCGCGUCGAUGCCAUCGCUGAGGACGCGGAAGGAGCACGGUGCGCGACUGCUCGACGGAACCCGCCUGGGUUCAGAACGGCCCGUGCAGCGGCGUCCUCAGGCACAGACCACAACUCCGGCCACGGAACAAGUUGUCCUAAGUUUUCAGAAGCCAACGCAUACAAAGUACGUCCUCUGACCCCAGCGGAAUUAGUUACCUGUGGCGGAACGAAGUGAGGAAAACCUCCCCCCGUUUAGAAGUGAAGUAACAGAUCUCUAAGCUUGUGGGUCAAAAGAAGCAAAGGCCGACACCAGCGUCUGUCAGUCACAGACAAGCCCAGGGCCUCCUACACCUGCACAGAAAAGGCUUCUACCUCAGGAAACUAGAGAAGAGCAAGAGAAACACAAAGGAAGAAGAAGAAGACAGGAAAUCAGCCGGACAGUAAACCCACAACUCUCUGAAAAGAUCAUCAAGUUGACAGACCCACAGUGAUACAACACCCAGGUUCCCAAAUUCACGCGGGAGACGGGACCGGACCACCCACCCUGCAGAAAUAAACGUCAAGGCUUCUCCAGGAAUGCGAGUGAACGACACCGAUGAAUUCCUACAGACACAGAUCACUUAAAUGGACUCAGAAAAAACCAGAAAAACACCACAGACCUGUAAUAAGAAACUGAAUUAACACAGAAAGUCUAAAGUUCACACAAAGGAAGAGCCUGGUGACUUCACGGAACAUUCGGUCAAUACCACCCAUCACUCACAAACUCUUUCAGAAGACAGAGGGACGCUUCCCAGCUCCUUUGCGACGCAAGCCUGGGCCCGACAGAAGACGUCGGUGUCCCUGGUGAACCUAGAUGUUAACUUUGUAACACAGCAUCAGUAACCCAAAUACGGCAGCACUUGCACCAUCAGCCGCACACCUGAAAACCAACAGACGUCGCGGCCCAUCCUAGGGGAAGGAAGGACAAAAUCCACGGGAUCAACUCAACGGGCGCAGCGCAACAAGGAACAAAACCCGGCACGUUCGUGGUGAGAAGUGUCCAACCGCGGGAACGCAGCUUCCUUGGCCUCAGGAAAAAAGACACCCGUGCGAAGUUUCCUCGCGGACCUCGUGCCGGCAGCCUUGAGUCGGACCCGGGCCACGCCGGACCACAGUGUCUGCGGGGCUGCGUCCUCCGGGAGGCGUCCUACUGCCGGAGGCGCCCACGUUCCUCGGCUCCUGGCGUACUCCCUGUCUACUCCCCGCCCGUGGUUGGGGUCCUCUCACUGCCUACGCCCGCCCUUCCUGACCCCCCGCUUCCACCGUCAAGGACCCCUGUGGUGACACUGGGUCCAUCUGGAAAACCCAGGUUAGUCCCACUAUCCAGGCUGAUCAGCACCUCCACUCCCUUUGCCCGUGCAACCCGACACAGUCCGGAUUCCGGCGGAAGGACAGGGUAUCUUCGAGAGCAUCAUUCCGCCUGUCAGAGCAUCAGAAGUCAUGGUGACGGGCCGAAUGCUCGCCUCCAACACCAGGGGCAGGUGAGGGAGGUGUGCUCUCACCUCCGUACUCCACAUCGUACUGGGCGUGCAGCGAGGCACAGAAAGGAACAGAAAAGGGGUAGUACACAGACUGGAGAGAACAAGCGAACACGUUCUUAGUCACAGCUGACAGGGUCCUACGGAAUCCAGAUACACGCACACACCUGGCCGGUGAGUUUGACGGUCCCGGACACAAGAUCGGUAAGAGAAAUACAGGAUCUUUCUACCUGCUAAUGAUUACCUGGAAAUGAAAUUCAGACCACUUCAUUCACAACAGCACCAAGACUAAUAACAUAAGUAGAAACUAUUUUAUCAAAAACACAAGGGGCACCUGGGUGACUCAGUCGGUUAAGUGUCCAACUCUUGCUUUCGGCUCAGGUCGUGAUCUCAAGGUUGUGAGUUCAAGCCCCACAUCAGGCUGUGUGAUGAGCAAGUAUCCUGCUUGGGCUUCUCUGUCUCUCUCUCUCUCUGCUCACGCUCGCUCUCUUGCUCUGUGUGAAAAUAAUAAAUAAACGUUAAAGUUAAAAAAAUAGUGUCAAGUUUAGAAAACUUAAGGAAGAUGUAAGUAAAUGGGAAGGUACUCCGUGUCUCUUGAUCAGAAGAACUUUGUGAUCUUGGGUUAGGCACACAAAAAGCAUAAAACACAAAAAACCUCAGUAAGCUGGACUUCACUAAACUUUCACGUUUCAAAGGACAAGGUUUUUUUUAAAUUUUUUUUUUUUAACGUUUUUUAUUUAUUUUUGAGACAGGGAGAGACAGAGCGUGAACAGGGGAGGGUCAGGGAGAGGGAGACACAGAAUCUGAAACAGACUCCAGACUCUGAGCUGUCAGCACAGAGCCCGAUGCGGGGCUCGAACUCACGGACCGCGAGAUCGUGACCUGAGCCGAAGUUGGCCGCUUAACCGACUGAGCCACCCAGGCGCCCCAAGGUUUUUUUUGUUUUUUUUUUUUUUAUUGGUAAGCCACAGGCAAGGAAAAGUAUCUGCAAGUAUCGUGUCUGAUAACCGACAAUUAAAGUCUGACAACUCAGAAAACAAUUUAAAAACGUCCAAGACUCAGAUCAACACCCCGCCCGUGAAGACGAGGACCACUGUGCACAUGAGAAGGCGCUCGGCCCUAACUGUCCACGACACGGAGGAUCGCGGGAUGGGAGCAGCUGACCUGCAGACAGCACACCCCGCGUGCAGGUGAGGACGAGACCCAGCUGGAACGCUCCCACUUCUCACAAUGUCACGCUUUUGAGAAUGGUUUUUUAAAAAGUCAGACAUAAGGGGUGCCUGGCUGGCAGGAGAGCAUGAGAGUUGAUCUUGGGGUGGUGAGUUUGAGCCCCACGUCGGGCAUAGAGGCUACUUAAAAACAAAAUCCUUAAAAAGUUAUAUACAAAUAUCUUGUGAAGCAGCAAUUCCACUCCUGAGAACCUACUGGAAGGACGAGACACACGUCCACACCAAGACUUGUAUCUAAGCGUUCACGCCAACGCUGUAGCAGCCCCCAAAACAGAAACAAAGCAAACGCCCAUCAGCUGGCGAGUGGACCCACACGUGGUGCAGAUCCCUAGGGCGACAGCCGUUCAGCCAACAAGGCACGAAGGCCUCACACGCUGCUGUGUGGGGGACGCACAAGACCACAGAGCGCACACAGGGUCCUGUAGCGGCGGGGGGGGGGGGGGGCACGCCGUCCAAACUGCAGGGCUGUGCGCUUUCUACGCAUCACAAGGCUGUUGGCGCGGAAGAGAGCCGUCGGUGAAGGCGUCGCGCCAGCUAACGCUCACUGUGCCGCCCCACAAGCGACAGGCGCGUCCGGCCCGGACUGAUGGGAGACGGAACCCAAGGGAAAAAAAGGGAUCAAAUAAUAUCAAGAAGCAACAACCACCUAGGAGAAAACCUACACACGACCCGAGAUCCCAGGAGCACCGAGAGCACCGCGUGCGGGGGCGGGAAGACAGCAUGGUGAGAACACCCGUCCGCCACGAACCUGAGCACGACCCUCACCCCGACAGGCUCCGGUUUCGGCUCACACACCCGGCAAGCUGCUCCCACGACAUUUGAGGAACCAAAAGGGGCCACGCGCAGGUGGCUGGACUGCUCCGGCGGGGAUCUGCUCCACAAGCCACGGACACUUCCCCACACCCUCUGGCCUCAGGGGCAGCCCCCCACGGCCGGGGGCCCCGACAUCGUGUCCACACGCACAUCCACGGUGCAUGCACUCUGGUCCCUGUGGCACAUGGGAUGUGACCACACGAGGGUCUGCACGGUCAGGACUCUGGGUUUGCUGUCCCUCAGGCUGGCACCCGAGGAACCCAGCUCAGUGACCCUGCAGGGUCUAGGGACAGCAGGCAGGAUGCCACGGCCCACAUAUGCCCGAUGGGGGACUUGUAUCUGGAGAAGAAAUUUUUAAACACACACAUCAGACUAUCCGACAAUCGAACAAAAUCACAAAAUGGGACAUUCCCCCGGCGACAAGCCCGAGGUGCUGGUGCGUCACCAACAUUUGAGAAACAAACGACAGCCGACGUUCACUCCCCUUUGGGGCCGGGGACGGCCGGGGCGGGGGUGCGGUGUGCAACUCGACCGCCCAGAGCAAUCCAAGUGUCGCGCCCCGAGGUCUGAGCUGGACGCCAGGACCGCCCAGCCUCCACGACAGCAGCGGCCAAAGCCAGUGCGCUAACCCCGUACACAGAAGCUUGGAAGCGAAGGACGCCGCGCGCCUCGGGCAGACCCUCGGGCGGUCAACCGUGCAUGGCAGGCGCAGCAAGGGACCCGGCAGCCAGGACAGGCCGCUCUGGGAGGCCUGGGGCGCCGGGGACAGGCUGGCGUUGCGGCAACCCCCAGCCCCCCGAGUUCUCCAGCGCCCCACCCGGGAUCUAUAGACAGCACGGUCCCCUCCCCACGCUCACCCUCCCUUCCCGACGAGGGUCCUCGGCCACGAACGUGCUGAGUCCGCACUUUGCGCUGUGUCAGUGCGUGUUUACCGUGUAAAUUUCUGGGCGUGGACUUUCUCCCGGCAGAUCUAUAAUUUCUCAGAACGACCUGGAAAUCAACCAAAGCUCAAUAAAGGGAGAGAUAAAGCUGCCCUCACCCCCAGGCAUGAGCAGCUCAGGCAGGGCAGGGGCGAGGCAGGGUGGGGGGCUGGGGAGGGGCGCCGCAGCUGCCCACUGUCCCCUCCAUGGGGCUGUGAAGCAACCGCCUCCCUCCGCGUCGCCUCGCGGUGGGGGCGUCACGUUGGAGUCUGAACGUCCGCAAGCCCUGCCUCCAGCCCCGCCUGCGCAGCCAGAGGAGGGCCCCGUGGGCAGAGACCGGGAGGCGGGGCUGGAGGGCCGACUGCACCCCGCCAGCCCCAGGGAAGAGGGGUUCUGGGCAGCCAGAGCGGAGGCCGGUGGAUGAAGGUGCAGCAGGGCUCCCCUCGCUCGAGCAGCCAGCACCUUGCCGCCCCACUUCCUGGCCUGACCCGGGGCUGCCCGCAGGCCAGGCGCUGGGCUGCCAUCCUGUGCGGAGCGGGGUGGCCGUGGCCGUGCCCCCACCCCAACAGCUCUGGGGACAUCAGGAGUCCCAAAGCAGGUGGAGGCUGGUCUUGCGGCGCAAGACCUGGCCCCCAGGGCUGGGCCUCCCUCCGCUCUUCCCGGGAGGGCAGUGCUAGGAAAGCAAAUACGAGGUGGCCGGGAGCCCGGCUGCUGUUCCUAGAAGAGGCUGGGGGAGGAGGAGCGGCCAGACACCAGCUGACCCUGAGGUCGCAGAAGCCCCGGGGAGUCCUAAUGAGGACCCCACCCAGGCUGUUAGGAAACGGGCAGGGGGAGGGAAGGUGUGGCCAGCAUGCCAGACCCAGCUCCUACUUAACUCCCACGUGGCCAUCUGCUGAGCAGGGAGGUCCCCCACAGCGGCCCGAGGGGCCCCCACCUGGGCUCCGGGGGCUGGCCAAGCAGCGGGGCCUCCUCUCUCGGCUUCCCCAAAGCUGUCCCAACCACAGGCUGCUGCAGGGGAGACCCCUGCCCCCACACCCCUGCUGCCCCAGCUCUGCUCCGCUCAGCCCUGCAGGGCGAAGGUGGGGGGACACGCCCGUCCCCCAGAGCUGCACCACCACUCACCUCGAUCCCCAAAGGUGGCUUCGGGGUGAACGCGGCACCCCCCGACUCUCCCCUGUGCUAUCUGCACUCUGGGCACUCAGGGCCGAUGCUGGCAGCCGGGCAUGAGGGGGUUAAUGGAACCCGGGUCAGCAGGGCUGGGCUGGCCUGCGGCAGGGUGCUGGCUGCCCCAGCAGUGGGGAAGUCAGAGGGCAGGAGCAGCCGGCCCCAGUAGACGUACCCCUGCUCACUGCCCGCCUGCGGUCUGCUCUGCACGCGGGAUGGCCCUGAAGAGAGGAGGCCCGGCCCUGGCCGUGCUCCUGGUCUCCUGGGCAGCGCUGGGCCCCUGCGGCCUGGAGGGAGCGGAGCCCGGGGCUCUGGGGAAGGCUGAGAGCCCGCAAUGCCCAGCCGUCUGCACCUGCGGCCACGAGGACUAUUCGGACGAGCUCAGCGUCUUCUGCAGCUCCAGGAACCUCACGCGGCUGCCCGACGGCAUCCCGGACGGCGCCAGGGCCCUGUGGCUGGACGGCAACAACUUCUCCUCCAUCCCCGCGGCGGCCUUCCAGAACCUCUCCGGUCUGGGCUUCCUCAACCUACAGGGCAGCGGGCUGGCCAGCCUGGAGCCGCGGGCACUGCUCGGCCUGCACAACCUCCACCACCUGCACCUGGAGCGGAACCAGCUGCGGGGCCUGGCGGCCCACACGUUCCUGCACACCCCGGGCCUCGCCUCGCUCGGCCUCAGCAACAACCUGCUGGGCAGGGUGGACGAGGGCCUCUUCCGGGGGCUGUCCGGCCUCUGGGACCUCAACCUCGGCUGGAACAGCCUGGCCGUGCUCCCGGACGCCGCCUUCCAGGGCCUGGCCGGCCUCCGCGAGCUGGUGCUGGCGGGCAACAAGCUGGCCUACCUGCAGCCCGCGCUCUUCUGUGGCCUCGGCGAGCUGCGGGAGUUGGACCUGAGUAGGAAUGCCCUGCGCAGCGUCAAGGCCAACGUCUUCGUCAAACUGCCCAAGCUCCAGAAGCUCUACCUGGACCACAACCUCAUCGCCGCCGUGGCCCCCGGCGCCUUCCUGGGCCUGAGGGCGCUGCGCUGGCUGGACCUGUCGCACAACCGGCUGGGCGGCCUCCUGGAGGACACCUUCCCCGGCCUGCUGGGCCUGCACGUCCUGCGCCUCUCGCGCAACGCCAUCGCGGGCUUGCGGCCCCGCACCUUCAAGGACCUGCACUUCCUGGAGGAGCUGCGGCUGGACCACAACCGCAUCCGGCAGCUGCCCGGCCAGGCCUUCGAGGGCCUGGGCCAGCUGGAGGUGCUCACGCUCAACGACAACCAGAUCCAGGAGAUCCAGGCGGGCGCCUUCCUCGGCCUCCUGAGCGUGGCGGUCAUGAACCUGUCCGGGAACUGCCUGCGGGCGCUCCCGGAGCAGGCGUUCCAGGGCCUGGGCCGGCUGCACAGCCUGCACCUGGAGCGCAGCUGCCUGGGCCGCAUCCGCCCGCACGCCUUCGCCGGCCUCUCGGGGCUGCGCCGGCUCUUCCUCCGGGACAACGGCAUCGUGGCCGUGGAGGACCAGGGCCUGCAGGGGCUCGCGGAGCUCCUGGAGCUGGACCUCACCGCCAACCGGCUCGCACACCUGCCCGGCCAGCUCUUCCAGGGGCUCGGCAAGCUGGAGUACCUGCUCCUCGCCGGCAACCGGCUGGCGGCGCUGUCUGCGGACGCCCUGAGGCCCCUGCGGCGCGUCUUCUGGCUGGAUGUGUCGCACAACCGCCUGGAGGCCCUGCCCGAGGACGUGCUGGCGCCACUGGGGCAGCUGCGCUACCUGAACCUCAGGAACAACUCCCUGCGGACCUUCGUGCCGCGGGCCCCCGGCCUGGAGCGCCUGUGGCUUGAGGGCAACCCCUGGGACUGCGGCUGCCCCCUCCGGGCCCUCAGGGCCCUGGCCCUGCAGCAGCCCGACGUGGUCCCCCGCUUCGUGCGGGCAGCGCUGGACGGCGACGACGGCCAGCCGCCCGCGUACGCCUACAACAACAUCACCUGCACCGGCCCCGCAGCCAUCGCCGGCCUCGACCUGCGGGAUGUGGCCGAGGCCCACUUUGCUCACUGCUGACCGCGGGCUCGCCGGCCCAGAGCCCGGCGGGGACACGAUGUCCGCCUCGGGGGCCAGGCGUCACCUGCUCGCUUGCCGGGGUCCCGUCCCUGGGAGGACCCGGGGCAGCCGGGGGGUUCUGCUGGUGGGGGCACCGCCAUCACAUAGCACCCCCCGCCCCCGCAGUCGGUAAUUAAAAGCAAUCUAACACAUG